Molecule: messenger RNA, 1528 nt
Organism: Schistosoma turkestanicum
Lineage: Eukaryota; Metazoa; Platyhelminthes; Trematoda; Strigeidida; Schistosomatidae
Source: the annotation of a GenBank genome assembly
GAUGCUACCAUAUUUCUAAUGACCGAAAUCAAUCAGUAUUGAUUAUAUCAGGAUGUCAGCCGACUGUAAACCAUAUCCGUUCCCUGAUGGUUUGCAUUUAUUUGGACAGUUGGUGAUUGGACCUCCUGGUAGUGGAAAGACCACAUACUGUGCUGCAAUGCAUGAUUUUCUUGUAAAACUAGGUCGUAAAGUUGCUGUCAUCAAUUUGGAUCCAGCCAACGAUAGCCUACGUUAUCCAUGUGCCAUUAAUAUAGCCGAUUUAAUUCGUCUCGACGAGGUUAUGGACUAUCUUGGUUUAGGUCCAAAUGGUGGGCUUAUCUAUUGUAUGGAAUAUUUAUAUACUAAUCGAUGCUGGCUAGCAGAUCAACUAGCAUUAUUGAAACAAAAGGAUCCGAAAAUUUAUUUGAUAUUUGAUUUACCGGGUCAGGUUGAAUUGUACACACAUCAUCCUUGUAUGCGUCAACUUAUCUGUUAUCUUACAAAUAAACCAACCAAUUUGAAAAUCAGCACUAAUAAACAAUUAUCAUUACCCUCUUCAAUACAAUCAUCAUCGCCAUCAUCAUUAUUAUUACCUAAAAAUGAAUUACCCAACUCUCUUGAUUUACAUUUAACUUCAGUACAUUUAGUUGAUUCACAUUAUUGUUCAGAUGCUGGAAAAUUUAUCGCAUGUGUAUUAACUUCUCUAUCAGCUAUGCUACAAUUAUCUAUACCACAUGUAAAUAUAUUAAGUAAAGCGGAUUUAAUUGAACAAUAUGGUGAAUUAGAUUUUAAUUUAGACUUUUUUACGGAAGUAUUAGAUCUACAAUAUUUAAUUGAUCGUUUACACAAAACAAAUAAUGAUGGUAUUAGUGAUAAUAAUAAUAAUAAUGACCAGUUGUUAUUCAAUUGUAAAUAUACACGUUUAAAUCAAGCUAUCAUUGAUUUAAUACAAGAUCGUUCAAUUGUUCAAUUUUUACUAUUGGACAUACAAGAUCUUUCACAUAUAGAACGUGUUAUGCGUUAUGUGGAUCGUGCUAAUGGUUAUGUGUUUGGACCAAGUGAACAGCAUAGUCUUCAAAGUUUAUUACAUUCGGCUUCUGGCGUUGAACUGGCACCUGAUUGGAUAGGUAUGGUUCAAGAAAAAUAUAUGUCUAAAAAGACUGAUGAUAUUAAUAAUACUGACAGUAAUGAACGAAAUGAUGAUGAGCCUAGUAUUGAUUUAUUCGCUUAAGCUCAUUAGAUUGUAGUUAUGAAAGAAUUAUUCUAUCGAAUUCUUCUCCAUCUUUGUUUUUUUACUAGUAUUAAAUGUACAGUCAUCAGAAAUUGUCUUCAUCAUAAAGUCUUGUGUAAAUACUUGUCACUAUUUUACCUUCUAAUUAUUUAUCUGUAAUGUGAAAAACAGUAGAUAACCCUGCUGAUGUCAAUUUUGCAACCAUUUUAAGCACAAUAUUGUUCUGAUGACAUUUUACUUUGAAUCCAGAACAUUUAAAUGUGACUUUAAAAUAUGUUAAACUCAGUUAAUCCGAUAUGAAAUAAAUCCUAUUUUACU